AUGGUGUUAGAUGGACUCGGUCUGGACAAAGAUGCUACGCUGGCAUAUAUCAGUGACAAUUCCCCCACCUAUCCACAGUUUGAAGCGUGGGUUUUGGAACAGAGCGGUGGAAGCCUUGAUCGAUCAGCGGUCGCCGAACUGAACGCUGCAAUUGCGGGCUAUAAUCAUGACGAUGAUACCCGCGGGAGCAUCCUCGGUGCAAGCAGCAUUGAUGACGACGGCUCCAUCUUAGACGCUGUUAAUCUCAACAACCUUGAUGACUGGUAUGAACUUCACGCCAGUUUAGGUUAG
Messenger RNA from Geodia barretti, 291 nucleotides. NCBI's taxonomy places the organism in Eukaryota, Metazoa, Porifera, Demospongiae, Tetractinellida, Geodiidae. The record is from the annotation of a GenBank genome assembly.